Messenger RNA from Cynoglossus semilaevis (tongue sole), 4905 nucleotides. It is a transcript of the gene adcyap1r1a, whose product is annotated as adenylate cyclase activating polypeptide 1a (pituitary) receptor type I. Lineage: Eukaryota; Metazoa; Chordata; Actinopteri; Pleuronectiformes; Cynoglossidae. The coding region runs from base 967 to 2430 and encodes 487 amino acids. The transcript is spliced from 15 exons. Gene Ontology annotation, molecular function: peptide hormone binding; vasoactive intestinal polypeptide receptor activity; G protein-coupled peptide receptor activity. Gene Ontology annotation, biological process: cell surface receptor signaling pathway; adenylate cyclase-modulating G protein-coupled receptor signaling pathway. Gene Ontology annotation, cellular component: plasma membrane. The record is from RefSeq and is a predicted model, not a curated record.
CAUUUUCUUGGACCUGGUUGAGGUUGAGUCUAAAUUGACAUCAUGUGUGAAUGUGAGUGUGAAUGGUUGGCUGCCAAAGGAUUUGUCAGGCUUUGUUCGACCAAGUCGUGGUACUGACAGACACUUGAAACACUUUAAACGUUAAUAUUAUGAUUGUGUUUUAUUUUUAGUGGAUAACUGAUUAAACCAGAGUUUCCAUCGAUCUCCUGUCCUUCACCGUGGAGGCGGCGGUGCAGACCCAGCCGGUGAUGAACCUCGGUGGUUGUUGAAGCUGCAGAUCAACAGAACUGAUGGAUUUCUCUGUGAACAAAUGUUCUUCUUCUCUGAUUAUGAAUCACACGCAGCUCGGGUACGCGCUGCGGGGCGUCGAACCCUGCGCCUCCUGGUGAGUCUGAGGAACUGUUCCCUCCUUAAACACACACUGUUCCCACACAUGCAUUGUUUUCUUUCCAUUAUUAUGGUUUUAAAUUCCUAGACCUGCACGUUUGACUGUGUCGACACUGAACUUCUGUCACUAUGUGUUGCUCCCUGUGUCUGAAAAGGUGCAAAUCCUGGAGGAACUGACACGUCUCCUCCUCCUCCUCCUCCCCCUGCUCCUGCACCUCCUCGUGCUGCAGCAGCAAACGCAGUGAGUGAGUGAGUCGCCCUGCAGCAGCAGCAGCAACAGCAGCAGCAGCAGCAGUAAACCGUACCUGUCGCUGCAGAACAGAAGAUUCGAGGUGUAAAAUCAGAAAGUCUCCAGAACAAUUCUCCUGUUCGGGAUCUGUGAACAUCGACGACUUCGUCUUCAUUCGCCUCCAACCGCCACACAUCGUGCCCUUGAUGCUCAAGUGUGGCAACGCCGAAGGGACCAAUUUUGGUGCAUCGCCGUGAACACACAGACACCGGCACAUUCGCGCGGGGAGUGAUAAAGGGCGAGAGAGAGAGAGAGAGAGACGGAGAGACGUAGACCACAGAGGCGUCUUGAUGCGAGCUCUUCACUGGAGACAAAUGAGGGGCUACCUGCUGACUGCAAUCUUUCUGCUGCCCCUGGUGGCCUCGGAGUCCGAGCACUGUAUCAUCAAACGGGAACAUGAAAAAUGCAUGGAGAAAAUCCUACUGCACGAUCCCAGUGACGACCUUGACCUGGUCUGUCCAUGGAUGUGGGACAAUCUGACCUGCUGGCAGGCGGCCCGUGUUGGUGAAGUCGUAAUGGUCAACUGUACGGAGCUCUUUCAUGACAUCAUGAGUCCUGAGGAUGAGAUGGGGAGGGUCAGUCGUAACUGCACGGAGGAGGGCUGGUCGGAGCCGUACCCUCACUACGCGGACGUCUGCUUCUUCUACGACAACACCACCAGACCUGACAUGUACUACGCCUCAGUCAAGGCCCUGUACACGGUGGGCUACAGCACGUCACUUGUGUCCCUGACCACUGCCAUGGUGAUUCUCUGCAGGUUCAGAAAGCUUCACUGCACCAGAAAUUUCAUUCACAUGAAUCUGUUUGUGUCCUUCAUCCUGAGAGCCAUCUCCGUCUUCAUCAAGGAUGGCGUUCUGUACGCUCAGGAGGACAGCGACCACUGCUUUGUCCACACAGUUGCGUGUAAAGCAGUGAUGGUUUUCUUCCACUACUGCGUCAUGUCCAACUACUUCUGGCUGUUUAUUGAAGGACUGUAUCUGUUUACUCUGCUGGUGGAGACGUUCUUUCCCGAGAGGCUGUACUUCUACUGGUACACCAUUGUAGGAUGGGGGACUCCCACCGUUUGUGUGACUGUCUGGGCUGUUCUGAGACUUCAUUUCCACAACACAGGAUGCUGGGAUACAAACGAGCACACUGCCCUCUGGUGGGUGAUCAAGGGACCUGUUGUGGCCUCUAUCAUGAUUAAUUUCGUCCUCUUCAUUGGAAUUAUAAUAAUCCUGGUGCAGAAGCUGCAGUCACCUGACAUCGGAGGGAACGAAUCAAGCAUUUAUCUCAGCUGUGCUCAGAAAUGCUUCAGUGAGCCCACACAGGCUGUUCAGCAUUCGUGCAGGAUGUCAGAGUUAUCCACCAUCACACUGCGUCUGGCUCGCUCCACCCUCCUGCUCAUUCCUCUCUUUGGAAUUCACUACACUGUGUUCGCCUUUUCACCUGAAGACGUCAGCAAGAGGGAGAGGCUGGUUUUUGAACUGGGACUGGGAUCAUUCCAGGGCUUUGUGGUAGCAGUUCUUUACUGUUUCCUCAAUGGAGAGUUUCUCCCUGAAGGUGCAGUCAGAGAUCAAGAGGAAAUGGCGCAGCUGGACCGUGAACCGGUACUUUGCUGUGGACCUGAAGCAGCAGAGGCAUCCUUCGUUGGCCAGCAGUGGUGUGAACGGCGGGACUCAGUUGUCCAUCCUCAGCAAGAGCAGCUCCCAGAUACGCAUGUCCAGCCCACUGGCGGAGAACGCCAACAUCAGCCUCCCGACCUGAGCGUCUGACCAGACGGAGUUAAUGCUGAGGUGCCGUUCCACUAAUGUACAUCCUGACCAAUCACAACAGACCAAAGUGGCCCCUAAUCUUUUAAAUUAAAAAAUGGCAGUAUUUCUAAAUGUAUUUACUAAAUUGUUCUGAGGUUACAUGGUUCAUUUCAUAAUUUCAACUUUUUUAUUAAUAUUUCAACUAUAGUUGGAUAUAUUUAAUAUAAACAAAUAUAAUUAAUGCAUAAUUUAACUUUAGAGUUGGAUAUAAGUCUUUGACUUUUGUAUCAAAUGAUAAAAGUCGUAUUUUUUCAACAACCACAAUAUGAAUCCGACCUCGUCUAAACAGAAAGGGAAGAAGUGGAUUCUGACAUUUCUGCUAGUAUUUUGGUUGUUUUUGUUUAUUUAUUAAUAUUUAAAAUGUGCCAGGAGAAAUGCUAAAUGCUGAAAAAAUAAUAAUAAGCGUAAUUUAAAUUGUGGGGUCAUAUUUGGCUGUUGGUGUAAAAUGUGUGUGAUUUAAAGUGCCAUACGUGAUGCCAGACUGGAUCUAUUUUCAAAACAAUCCAAAGUUAAAAAAACAAACAAACAAACAAAAAACAUGUCAGCCAAAUGUUAGCCUUGCUUGUACAAAUGCUCAUGGUUAAAAAAAAAGUUUCAUCUUAUUUUUUUUUUCAACAAUGAGCCAUAGCGUACAGAGUAUGUCAAAAUAGAAAUUUAAACAACUUAUGAACUUUGUAAAUAGUUAGUUUUAGUGACUAGAUCUGCAUUUAUUAGUUAUUUUGUUUCUUUCCUGUUUGUGAUACACAGUAUUGUAACGACCUUUUCAAACAAAAGGAACUGGAGUCCAAAUCUGUAGAUUUUCAGAGAAGGUAUCCUGCCCAAGCUCUCUAUCCCUCUCCCCCCUCUCACCCAUCUCUCUCUCCCUCUACUUAAAAAAAAAUAGUUUCAAAUAGCACUUCUUUACAAGGAAACAUUCUGUCAAACACACUGACAGAUAGGAGAUUAAUUCAUUUGGGUGACAUAUUUACUCCAUGACAUUACUGUGAAACGUCAAGUACUUUGGCCUCAGAAAAAUCCUCAUAUUAAAGACGGUAUUCAGUGCAAAGAGGGAAUUAACAAAACAAAAAACAAAAAGAAUGUAAAAGGCAUCGGUAUAAACUAUAUCCUGAUGUUGCGACACAGGUCUUAAAAAAAUGUACUCUUCAGACUUCGUCAUGACUGUGAAUUUAAACGGUGUAUGUGCCAUGUAGUAAAUACUAGUACGUGUAGCAGUUGUGUCGACGUCAGCGGUGUGUAUUCGUAGGCUAGUGAUAAUCAGAGCCUCUCCGCGCUCUUCUCUUCUCUUCAGUAUGAUGGGAUUGUUUUGAAGCCGUUGUGUCGUGUUCAACCGCUCCUCAUUCUAGACGUGGAGAUGAAGCGUCUCCCUCUCGUGUUCCAAAGUGCCUAGUUAGUGAGGAACCGCCACUACGUUUAUCCAUAGAGAAAUCACAGCCUUCAGUCUGAUUAUGAAUGUACGCAGCUCUGUGUGUGUUUUUACAUAAAAAUGUAAAGUCCUGUUGUUUUAUUUUAGCUACACAUUUUACACGAGUCUCUGUCAUUUAUAUAUAUAUAUUCCUUUUUUUUCUUUUUCUUUUGCGUUUCAUCUCACUUUAGCACUUGAGUUAACAGGUUCAACACUGAGAUGACGAUGCUUUAAUGUGACAGCUCUUGACAAUCCCUGUUUUGUUUGUUUUUUGUUGUUUUGGGUUUUUUUUUUUUUGUCAAUUUGCUGAUUCUGCUCUUCGGUGUGUGCACAAACAAAACAAACGAAACAAUAAUAGUACGGGUGAUGAGAUUAUUAGGGUAUAAUAAUAUAUGACUGCAAAACUGCAAAAUGAAGGGUGCCAGAUGUGUUGUUUCCUCCUUAUUUAUCCAAGAUAUUUAUUUUUUGUAUCAUCAUCAAGAUUGUAGUGAGGUUAAACAAUGAACUGGUGACUUUGUGACAUAUAUAUACGUAUAUAUAGUGAUGUAUAUUUAUUUUCCAGUACUUUCAUGAAAUGAUCCGAUGUACAGUACUCACGUAUUCACUGUGUUCUAAUUGUGCAAUUUCAAUAGCGUCGACCUUCUGGGUCAAAUGUAGUGCCAUACCAGGUGACGGAGAGGGAUGUGUAGCACAGUCUUUUAUUCUGAAAAAAACAAACAAACAAACAAACAAACAAAAAAAACAUUAAACUGAAAUAGUUAUCUCAAAGUUUAUUAGGAUGUAUGGUAAGAUAAAUGUGUUGUUGUUUUUUUAAUGAGAAACAUACCUGAGUAGGUGGAGGUUAGUAGCAGUUAAAGACACACUUGUGUUUUGCUGCUGCUCAGGUCUUGUAUCACCAGCUGUCACUCUGAGUCUGAACUCGACUCAGAUGGAAACGACCAUGUCUCAAAGCUGUUACAGUUUUUUUCCCUCUUUGAUUAAAGAGGACUAAAAAAAACUCCUAAUGUGACCGUGUCUUGCUGUACAUGUGUGGA